UUAAAAUUUAAAGCAUGAAUAAAGGGCGAGAUGUAUGCUUGUUUUGACUCUUCUGUUUUAUUCUUUUAGGAUCGAACUGUGUUCGUUCAGUGGGUACAAAAUCUACCCUGGCCAUGGGAAGAAACUGGUCCGAACCGAUGGCAGGGUGUUUCAAUUUAUCAAUCAGAAGUGUCAGAGUUCACAGAUGAUGAAGCGUAACCCACGUAAAAUAAACUGGACUGUGCUGUACAGGAGGAAGCACAAGAAGGGGCAGACUGAGGAGGUUUCUAAGAAAAGGACUCGCCGUACAACCAAGUUCCAGCGAGCUAUUGCAGGCUCUUCACUGCCAGAUAUUCUGGCCAAAAGAAACCAGAAGCCUGAAGUGCGUAAAGCUCAACGAGAGCAGGCCAUUAGAGCUGCUAAGGAGAAGCAGAAGGCUAAAGACGCCACAAAAAAGAAGCCUGCAGGAAAGCCUCAGCAGAAACAGAAAGCCACGAAAAUUGCCCCAGCAAAGCAACCCCGUGUAGGUGGCAAACGCUAAUCUGAUGUCCUAUGUUAUGAUAUUUUGAGUUCGCUCAAAAAUAAAUAAUACCAGAAGAA
This is a messenger RNA of Liolophura sinensis, 579 nucleotides long. Its product is annotated as large ribosomal subunit protein eL24-like. The coding region runs from base 35 to 520 and encodes 161 amino acids. Gene Ontology annotation, molecular function: mRNA binding; structural constituent of ribosome. Gene Ontology annotation, biological process: cytoplasmic translation. The record is from RefSeq and is a predicted model, not a curated record. NCBI's taxonomy places the organism in Eukaryota, Metazoa, Mollusca, Polyplacophora, Chitonida, Chitonidae. The transcript has 4 exons. Gene Ontology annotation, cellular component: cytosolic large ribosomal subunit.